Molecule: messenger RNA, 3473 nt
Organism: Xenopus laevis (African clawed frog)
Lineage: Eukaryota; Metazoa; Chordata; Amphibia; Anura; Pipidae
Product: cytoplasmic phosphatidylinositol transfer protein 1
Exons: 9
Coding region: 306-1730 (474 amino acids)
Source: RefSeq, a predicted model, not a curated record
UGCACAGAUCCUAUCUGAUCCCCAAUCAGGAAGGACGUGCGUGUGAGGAGCUCCUGAGUUACAGAGCUUACCCCAGGCCCAGCAAGGGUCUGGGGGUGCAGUUUACACUUUCUUUUGGACUUUAUUAUUUACCUACAACUUGGAAAUGGAGAGAAGGAUGUCAGCUCGUGUUAAAAGUGGAACAAAGACUUUAGGUGUUGGGAAAAAAGUCCCAAAAGAAACCAUAAAGAAAGUCUUUUGCAAAAGCAAGAAAACUUGUGAAAACAUGUGAAGUGGUGUGUAAUGAAGAAAACAGUGAAGAAUUGAUGGAAGUAACACAGUCAGCAGAAGUGUCUGAACAAACAGCCAAUAUGGAGGAUUUGCCUGGUGCAAGCUCCCCAUGUGAAAUGCCCAUGGAGAAAGCAGUGGAUUCCAGCAGCCCCCAAAGUGUUUCAGAAGUGCGCAGAUGUGGUGCAAGUACCCUUUUGGAGUGUUCCCUCAGUAACGCAGAGGUGGGCGACAGUGAAGUAUCUGAGGCCCAGGCAGAAGGAGGGAGCUCCGGUGCUAGUGCUGAGGAAAAGGACAAGAUGGCGUCCGCAAGCAGCAGCAGUGAGGCUUCAGGUGAGACUCUGAGAACUGCAGCUCCAGCACAUUGUCACACCAACAACACUGAGACAAACACUGUGGAGAAAGUGACUAGCAGGGAGGCAAGAGUGAAGGAUAGUCCUGCUAAACAUAUGGCAGGGCUUGAGGCGCUGUGUGGCCAGCUUGCUGUGGCAGUGGCAGAGGGGGCGCUGGAUGGCACAGAGGAGACCAGGACUGGGGCACGGUACAGGAUCGGACAGCUGUAUACCAUCAGCAAACACAGUCACCAGGAAAGUGACCGAGGGGAGGGAGUGGAGGUGAUGGAGAACAGAGAACAUCAUGAUCCGGUACAUGGCUCGGGACAGUACACAGAGAAACGGGUCCAUCUAUCCAGCAAAUUGCCGAGCUGGGCACGAGCCGUCGUCCCACGGAUCUUCUAUAUCUGCGAGAAAGCUUGGAAUUAUUACCCUUACACAGUGACAGAAUACACAUGUUCUUUUCUACCGAAAUUCUCCAUCCAUAUUGAGACGAGAUAUUCCGACGACUGUGGGGAUAAUGACAGUAUAUUUCAGCAGGACGACUCAGAAGACACGCAUGAAGUCUCCUUUGUAGACAUUGCGUUUGAUGAGAUCCCAGAGCGCUAUUACAAGAGUGUGGAGGAUCUGCGGCAUUUUGAGUCAAGUAGGACAGGACGAGGUCCCCUGAAAGAGGGAUGGAGGCAACAUGUACGGCCAGUCAUGUGCUCCUAUAAGCUUGUUAAUGUCAAAUUUGAAGUGUGGGGACUGCAAACCCGAGUGGAGCAUUUUGUACACAAGGUGAUCAGAGAUCUGUUGCUGGUUGGACACCGCCAGGCAUUCGCAUGGGUGGAUGAGUGGUAUGGGAUGACAAUGAUGGAAGUUCGGGAAUAUGAAAAGGAGACACAAGCGGCCACCAAUGAAAAGAUUGGCCCAGUUGCUCCCACCAUCACCAUUAGUGCAGAGGGGCACAGCCCAGCCAUCCGAAGUGCACCCUCCACCCCUGUGACAGGAGAUCCGCCGGAAUUCCUCAGCCUUCCUAAAGAACGGACCCGUAAAACCUCAGCCCCAGACACAUUGACUUUACCCGAACUGAGAGACAGAGCCAACGGCCCAUCCAGCCAUUCCGCUCCUUCCAACACAGACAGCUGAAAAUGGGGGACCAAUACAAUUUACAAUUGCACUUUUUUUUCUGCCUGUUCCAAAGGCACAGGAAAUGGUUCCCUAACGUGAAAAAUUAAAAAGUAACCCUCCCCAGACUCAAGGACAUUUCCAUGAGGAAGACCUGCAUCCACGGUAUACAGCAUGAAGCACAGUGAUGGACCCUGCUACAGCUUCCAUCUUGGAACAGAUGGACAAUGGGAUAAAAUUGACAAAUCUGCUGUCUAGGUGGUGGCAGGUUGUUGAGGUUUAUUUCCUACAGGCCUUUGGGUGCAGAGAACACACUGACACAGGAUUUAAUCAGGCCCCCUACAAGUUCAUUUCUCUAGGCCAGUAGUCCACAAACAGUAGCUCACAAGCUCACCAACCCCAGUUGCUCCCAGUGGACUCAGGUUCUUAUUUUUGAUCUCCUAACAUGGAGACAAGUUUUGGUUGCAUAAAAAUAAGGGGCACUGUCAAACUAAGCCUACUCUAGGCUGCCAGUCCACAUAGGGGCUACCAAAUAGCCAAUCACAGCCCUUAUUUGGCACCUCCUGGCACUUUUUUUCAUGCUUGUGCAGCUCCUCAAUUAUUUUUAUAUUUGCAUGUGGUUCAUGGAUAAAAUAGGUUGGGGACCCCUGUUCUAGGCCAUAGUGACCAUUUCUACAUCAUAAGGCCAAGUAACAAUGGCACAGUCAUCCUCUCAUCGGCCCCCUGUUCUCUAAACCUGUCCCUAGUCCCUAGGACUUGUAGAGAGAUUUAAACAAUUUGUUGAAGAACGCAGACUGAGUAAAUAGUAAAUAUUUCCAUAAAGAAAUAUAAUUGUCCAAGAAAUAGUCCUAUUUAAAGUCUUAGUUUGUAUAAUCAAAGGAGAACUGAAGCCUUAAAAAGAAUAAGGCUAGACGUGGUUUAUUUUAUAUACUAGAACAGCCUUGGGAUUUAUCAGCCCUAUAACAGUAAUGAUCCACUUUCACAGCAGUUCCCCAUUUUGGAUCUUGUUAGGAUUUUAGUGGCAGUGCACAUGCUCAGUGCGCUCUGGGCUGCUCUUGAGAAUCUAAGCAUAAAUCCAAUUAAAUAAAGUUUGCUCCACAUCUAGUAACCCAUAGCAACCAAACAGUUAUAUUGUACUGAUCUAGUGCAGUUAGCAAGCUUCCUUGGACACUAUAACCCUGCUAUGACAUAACUGGUGAUAUCAUCCUUGUGAACAAUGCCAGCCAAUCAUUGGGGUGCCCCCAUGGCCAUCUGACCAAUAGGGUUGCCAUCUGAUCAAUUGUGUUGCCAUCUGAUCCAUAGGGUUGUCACCCAGCUGGUAUUUCACCAGACUAGCAAGUAAAACAGCAGCCAUUAUUACAACAUUUUCUGUCAAUUUACUUGAUGGUAAAUUUGUAAUCUUCUCUUGUUCCUGCUUUCUUUGUCCCAUAAAUCCACCCCAAAUACAGCCGCUGAUGUCAUCACUCCGCUCACUGACAUUGCUCAUCCCAUGUGUCAUUGUUCCGCCCCUCCUGCAUCAUUGGUCAGAUUUACAUCCCAGGAACCAACAAAAAUAGACUUUGCAGGAUACUGUAUAUUCUAAAUAUUCACAUAAAAUUCCUCUGUUUUUAAGUAAAAUGUAUUUUUCUUCAGACCCUCAAAAAGACUUGGGUAUUGGCUUUUCUAUACUGAGAUCUUUUGGUAUCUGCAUGACGGUACAGGUAUGGGAUUUAUUAUUCGGAAACCCGUUAUCCAGAAAGCUCUGAAUUACGGAAAGGCUGUCUC